Rhopilema esculentum is the source of this 2031-nucleotide messenger RNA. RefSeq lists its product as uncharacterized. Gene Ontology annotation, cellular component: Golgi membrane. Gene Ontology annotation, biological process: Golgi to plasma membrane protein transport; Golgi organization. NCBI's taxonomy places the organism in Eukaryota, Metazoa, Cnidaria, Scyphozoa, Rhizostomeae, Rhizostomatidae. The record is from RefSeq and is a predicted model, not a curated record.
AUCUCGUUUUCAGUAGGAGGUUGAAUGACGAUAGCUGGGACAACAGGACAAGUGGACAACAUAACAUCGAGUGGUCAUGAAAACUGAAGAAUGGAGUAAAUCCUGAAAGUGCUACCGGUCUCCAAACUGACAUAAUUCAUCAAAGAUCUGAUUAAAUAAGUUGACUUCUUUCGUUGGGAUGUGAUAUGAGGAGAUGCAGCAGUGAAGUGCUGUCAGAUCAGAACAAAGUUGAGAUUGAUUAUUUCUAUUGAAAACAAUAUUGAUAAAGCUGUCAAGAAAAUGGCUCAAAAAGUUUAUCUUGUGGAGCCAAAACCACUGACAAUAUCAAGGUUUGCAAAUAACAUCAUAACAUAUGAGCAAAAGAACACCAGAACAGCUCCCGGCAAAAAUGACAUUGACACUGGCCAUACAAAUCAACUUGUACGGUCAGCUGGUGAUGGAAUGGAGUUUGAGGAUAGUAAUGAUGUAUCAUCUUUGAGGAAUACAGCAAAACGUUGGCCAGAAGCUAGGCCAUUGGUUCCACUAGCAACUUCUACUCCAGCAGUUAACAAGGGCAAAAAAGUGAAACAUCCUGUUGCAUCUAGAAAUGCAAAAGAGCUGGUAGGGAAAAUGAAGAAGUCGGAAAGCAUUUCUUUAGUAGAUCAAAGAAACAGUAAUAAUGCAGAUAAAGCAGACCUUGCUAAGGAGAUUGAAACAAUGAAGCUAAAGAUAAAAGGCAUGGAGGAAGCAAAAGAGAAGUUUAUUGAAGAGAAAAUGAAGAUUUCCACUCAGCUUGGAAUUCAAACACAGGUAAACUCUGAACUCAAGACACUGUUGGUUGCUUCUGUUGGAGAGGAUCUAGAAGAAAAGUUGGAGGCAAUGUCAAUGAAAAAUGCUCUGACUCAGCGACAAGUUAAACAUUUGCAAAGUCAGCUUGAUGAAAAACACGACGAACUAGAAAGUGCAGUUAUUCAAUCUGAUGUGUGGAGGAGCAAGUUUCUUGCGAGCAAGGUAAUGGCCGAUGAGCUAGCAAGCUGGAAAGCACUUACAGAUUCAAAGUACAGAGAAUCAAAUGCUGCACUCGAAACACUCCUUGAAGAACACAGGCAGCUCACAACUACCAUUGCUUCUUCUAACAGAUUUCUUCUGAAGUUGUCAACACUCACUAAUUGCUAUAGCGAGAAAGACGAUCUUCCUGGACUGCCAUCUUUGGAUCUAGCAAUCAUAAAUCAUCGGUUAGCGAAGCGAAUCACAGAGAGAGCAAUAAACUAUGGGACCAAUACAGCCGAAAGGGCGCCGAUUCAUGAGAUUUCUUCAAAUCAAAUACAUGGCAAGGACAAGGACAAGGUUUUCGUCCAAGAAAAGCUGUAUUUAUCUCUGGGCGAGAAAAGAGCCUUAAGGGCAAUCGAGGAUGCAAACAGCGAAAGCAGUCAUAUAGAAAAAAGGAAAAAGGAUUUUCUGGCACACAAUCGAAUCAGUCAGAUUCUAGCGACGAAAUACCCAAUGACAUGUUUAGUUUGCAGAGGAUGUAAAGGACCCUUAAAAACGGUAUGAUCAGAAAAUUAUAGUUUGUUUUUGUAGAUUGAUAUACAUUUUAUUUUAUUUACUUUCUUGCCUGGUGAGAACAGCUCGCGAUAAUUAUCAGCUUGAUCAACCAUUAGAAAUAGCAAUGAUUCAAUUGAUUCGUAAAUGUUAUUUCAAAAAUUCAAUUUUUGACCAGACUGAAGUGCUAAAGUCCUUUGAAAGCACUUCCAUUAAACUCAAUGAUGUUAAUAGUCGCUUAUCAAAACACGCCGGCUGAAAUUCUUCCGUCGGGCCUAUCCACGACUUAAUGUAUUCUGACUGAACUUAGGUUUGUUUUAUUUGAAAGCAACUAUUAGUGUGUUGAAUAUUUGUUUUCAAGCCGCUUCCCUCUUUAUUUUGCUUUGCUUUAUUCCGAUUGGGUUGUAGCAAUAAAAACGUCACUAAUUGAGAAACGAAAUUAGUAUUUUUAGUGUUGGAAAGAGAUAAAUGUGACGUAUGUGUUGAGGAGAUAAAAUAGCAAGAAGUGAA